Purpureocillium lilacinum is the source of this 774-nucleotide messenger RNA. RefSeq lists its product as uncharacterized. The record is from RefSeq and is a predicted model, not a curated record. Gene Ontology annotation, molecular function: acid phosphatase activity. Lineage: Eukaryota; Fungi; Ascomycota; Sordariomycetes; Hypocreales; Ophiocordycipitaceae.
AUGCCGUCGCUACCGCGCAAGCGCUCCAAGCAGAGCCUCGCCGCCUUCGGGGGCGCAGGCGCGGGCUCGUCGUCGGAGCCGGCGACGCCCACGUGGUCGCUCCCCGCGUCGCUGGCCGACGCCUCGCGCCCGCUGCCCAAGCUCAUCGUCUUCGACCUCGACUACACGCUGUGGCCGUUCUGGGUCGACACGCACGUCGCGCCGCCGCUCAAGCCCAACGCGCAGCACUCGGCCGCCACGGACAAGUUCGGCGAGGACUACGCCUUCUACGGCGACGUGCCCUCCAUCCUGCUCGCCCUGGCGGGGAUGCUGCCCGGCGCGCCGCUGCCCAGCGGGCCCGUCAAGAUGGCCGUCGCGUCGCGCACGCACGCGCCCGGCCUGGCCAAGGACCUGCUCAAGAUGCUGCACCUGCGGCCGGGCGGCGGCGGCGGCGGCGUCGACGGCGCUGGCGGGGUGGCGGGCGACGGCGACAACAACAGCAGCAGCAGUGGUGUUGGAGGAGGAGGGAACGUGAAGCCGCGCCGCGCGCUGGACGUGUUCGACGCGGGGCUGGAAAUCUACCCGAGCAGCAAGAUCCGGCACUUCGAGGCGCUGCACAAGCGCACGGGGAUCCGGUACGAGGACAUGCUCUUCUUCGACGACGAGAGCCGCAACCAGGAGACGGAGCGGCUGGGCGUGACGAUGCGCCUGGUGCGCGACGGCGUGACGUGGGACGAGAUCGAGCAGGGCGUCGAGGAGUGGCGGCGGCGGAGGGGCUACGCCGUGAAGAAGUGA